AUAUGUUGUUUCAGCGUGGUGACGCACUUCCUCUACGUAUCGGCUCCGGGGAAAACAACAUCAGAAGAGCCCCAGCCUGAAGCAAAAGCACCAUAAAACACCGUGCCUUCACCAGGCGUAACUACCAGCAACGUCUUUAUUGAAACAAGUAACUUCCGAAGAACAACAUGCCUCAGAACGAGCACAUCGAGUUGCACCGCAAGCGGCAUGGCUACCGCCUGGACCACCACGAGAGGAAGCGGAAGAAGGAGAGCCGAGAAGCCCACGAGCGGUCCCACAAAGCCAGGAAGAUGAUUGGCUUGAAGGCCAAGCUCUACCACAAACAGAGACAUGCAGAGAAGAUCCAGAUGAAAAAGACCAUCAAAAUGCACGAACAGAGGAAGACCAAGCAGAAGGACGAUGACAAGACCCCUGAAGGAGCCGUCCCGGCCUACCUGUUGGACAGAGAGGGACAGUCUCGUGCAAAGGUCCUCUCCAACAUGAUCAAACAGAAGAGGAAAGAGAAAGCCGGCAAGUGGGAGGUGCCCCUGCCAAAGGUUCGCGCUCAAGGAGAGACAGAAGUUCUUAAAGUCAUCCGAACAGGAAAGAGACAAAAGAAAGCCUGGAAGAGGAUGGUCACUAAAGUCUGCUUUGUUGGAGACGGCUUCACAAGGAAACCUCCAAAGUACGAACGCUUCAUCAGACCUAUGGGUCUGCGUUUUAAGAAGGCUCACGUCACACACCCAGAACUGAAAGCAACGUUCUGCCUUCCCAUCCUGGGAGUGAAGAAGAACCCUUCGUCACCACUCUACACCACUCUGGGGGUCAUCACCAAGGGAACGGUGAUAGAGGUUAAUGUCAGUGAGCUGGGCCUGGUUACACAAGGAGGAAAGGUUAUCUGGGGUAAAUACGCCCAGGUGACAAAUAACCCAGAGAACGAUGGAUGUAUUAAUGCAGUUCUUCUGGUAUAAGACUCUCUACCUGCCUGAUAACUCCUGUUUACACCAAGAGCAUUGAUUAACAGUGGACCUACAUUCACCAAACUGUUGGGAAGGUGGCUGGAGCUGUGAUUGGCUACAUCUACUGCAGUAAAAAGGACACUGUGAAAGGAAAUCGUUUGAUAUAAAUAAACUUGAAAUGCCAUCAGAUAUUUCCCUGACUUUUGUAUCUUCCUUGUUGACUUUAUAGCAAUAGAAUAAUAACCUCAAAAUAUAUCAAAAUCUGUAUUAGAACUCAAAGCUGAAGCUGUUCAUGUCAGCUCAUAUGAUGUCUGAGAAAAGGCUGGUCCCACGCUUAAAGCCAUAUUAAACAUAAAUAAACAAAAAUAUUGUGA
Xiphophorus hellerii (green swordtail) is the source of this 1312-nucleotide messenger RNA. It is a transcript of the gene nsa2, whose product is annotated as NSA2 ribosome biogenesis homolog (S. cerevisiae). Lineage: Eukaryota; Metazoa; Chordata; Actinopteri; Cyprinodontiformes; Poeciliidae. The record is from RefSeq and is a predicted model, not a curated record. The transcript has 6 exons. The coding region runs from base 168 to 950 and encodes 260 amino acids.